AUUCUUUAAUACAAGUUGGUUUGAUCAAAAAAAAAAACAACGGACGAUUCAUUCGUUACCAUUAACUCCUCUCUUACUAUAAAUAACCCUCCCCUUUGAUUCCACAACACUCUUCAUCUUCAACCUCUCUGCGAUUAACAUCUCUAGAUCGGAAUCUCUCGUUUCAGAAAAUCAACCAUGGCCGCAGCCGCGAUCGAGAAGCUCCCCCAGCUCAAAUCCGCCACCGAUGGACUUAAAGAGAUGAGUGAUAACGAGAGGAGCGGAUUCAUCAGCCUCGUCUCUCGCUACCUGAGCGGUGAGGCUCAGCACAUUGAGUGGAGCAAGAUCCAGACUCCUACUGAUGAGAUUGUUGUUCCUUACGAUAAAAUGGCUAACGUCUCCGAAGAUGCUUCGGAGACUAAGUAUCUGUUGGACAAACUUGUUGUGCUAAAGCUUAAUGGAGGUCUGGGAACGACGAUGGGAUGCACUGGUCCAAAAUCGGUUAUCGAAGUUCGUGAUGGUUUAACAUUUCUUGACCUGAUUGUUAUCCAGAUCGAGAAUCUCAACAACAGGUAUGGAUGCAAGGUUCCCUUGGUUCUCAUGAACUCAUUCAACACACAUGAUGACACACAAAAGAUUGUGGAGAAGUACACCAACUCCAAUGUUGAUAUUCACACUUUUAAUCAGAGCAAGUAUCCUCGUGUUGUUGCUGAUGAGUUUGUGCCGUGGCCUAGCAAAGGAAAGACUGACAAGGAUGGCUGGUAUCCUCCCGGUCACGGUGAUGUAUUCCCAUCCCUCAUGAACAGUGGCAAGCUUGAUGCUUUCAUAUCACAGGGUAAGGAGUAUGUGUUCGUUGCCAACUCAGACAACUUGGGCGCUGUCGUUGACUUAAAAAUCUUGAAGCACCUGAUCCAAAACAAAAAUGAGUAUUGUAUGGAGGUGACACCCAAAACCCUAGCUGAUGUAAAGGGAGGAACUCUCAUCUCCUACGAAGGAAAAGUACAGCUUUUGGAGAUUGCUCAGGUUCCUGAUGAGCAUGUAAAUGAAUUCAAAUCAAUUGAGAAGUUCAAGAUUUUCAACACAAACAACCUUUGGGUUAACUUGAAAGCCAUUAAAAAGCUUGUGGAAGCUGAUGCGCUUAAGAUGGAAAUCAUCCCAAACCCGAAGGAAGUCGAUGGAGUCAAAGUUCUUCAACUGGAAACUGCGGCUGGUGCAGCGAUAAGGUUUUUUGAAAAUGCAAUCGGUGUGAAUGUACCUCGGUCACGUUUCUUACCAGUGAAGGCAACUUCAGACUUGCUUCUUGUUCAAUCUGAUCUGUACACUCUCGUGGAUGGAUUUGUCGCACGGAACAAAGCUAGAACAAACCCCACAAACCCAGCGAUCGAACUGGGACCCGAGUUCAAAAAGGUGGCGAGCUUCCUUGGCCGGUUCAAGUCCAUUCCGAGUAUAGUUGAGCUGGAUAGCCUUAAGGUCUCUGGUGAUGUCUGGUUUGGCUCAGGCGUUGUUCUCAAGGGAAAAGUGUCAGUGAAGGCAAAUGCCGGGACAAAACUUGAAAUUCCGGAUAAUGCUGUGGUCGAGAAUAAGGACAUCAACGGUCCGGAGGAUCUGUAAAGAAAUAAGAACUGCGAUGCGUCUUCUUCUCUCUUCCUCUUCUUUUAAUACAUGCAAGUACUCUUCAUGAAACUUUUGUAUAAGGUAAAAGACCACAAGAAUAACACGAUAAGUGGUGUUUCUUUGGUUUUCUUUUUGAAGCUUUAGUCCCCGCAAAGUAAAAAAAAAGUAACGUUUUGAAAUUUACUAUUUCCUUCUCUUUCCCUAUACGAGGCUUUCUUUUCUUUUGUUUC
Messenger RNA from Brassica oleracea var. oleracea, 1823 nucleotides. Its product is annotated as UTP--glucose-1-phosphate uridylyltransferase 1. Gene Ontology annotation, molecular function: UTP:glucose-1-phosphate uridylyltransferase activity. Lineage: Eukaryota; Viridiplantae; Streptophyta; Magnoliopsida; Brassicales; Brassicaceae. The coding region runs from base 178 to 1590 and encodes 470 amino acids. The record is from RefSeq and is a predicted model, not a curated record. Gene Ontology annotation, biological process: UDP-alpha-D-glucose metabolic process; glycogen metabolic process. The transcript is spliced from 19 exons. Gene Ontology annotation, cellular component: cytoplasm.